This is a messenger RNA of Prorocentrum cordatum, 395 nucleotides long. Lineage: Eukaryota; Dinophyceae; Prorocentrales; Prorocentraceae. The record is from the annotation of a GenBank genome assembly.
AUGGUCUCGGCGGGGAUCGUGACGGUGCAGGCGGUGCCCACGAGCUGGCCCGCGCUUCCCCACCGCCCAGGGCCGCUGCUCACGGCUCCUCCUCCUAGCGGCGGCGCCGCGCCUGGCAGCAACACGCCGUCUGUGGCGGGGCUUCGCACCGUGAUCGACCUGUGCAAGCUUGUCGGCGACACGGACGGGAUCGCGAAGUCUAACCUCGACGAGGCGGGCGAGGUCUACAAGCAGAUCGUGGCGGAGCUCGCUGGCGGCAUCAUUGCUCCACCUGUGCUAGGCACCCCUCCUGCUGUGCCGCCGAAGCUGCUCAAGAUCGAGGACAACGUUUCUUGUCAGGCGAAGGCAUUUGACCCCAUCGACACUGCUUCUCUGUUCACGGUCGACACGGGCAU